Molecule: messenger RNA, 2328 nt
Organism: Carassius auratus (goldfish)
Lineage: Eukaryota; Metazoa; Chordata; Actinopteri; Cypriniformes; Cyprinidae
Gene: arl14
Product: ADP-ribosylation factor-like 14
Exons: 2
Coding region: 1586-2212 (208 amino acids)
Molecular function (GO): GTPase activity; GTP binding
Source: RefSeq, a predicted model, not a curated record
GCUGGUCAGGCCUGGAGAAAAGCCUAAGCUGGUUUGUUGGUUUUAGGCUAGUUUAAACUGAUUUAUUUUCUUGACCAUCUGAAACUGUCCUGUGAUCUCCUCUAAAACCAGCUUUAGCAGGUUAAGAGACCAGUAAAAACCAGCUUUGUCUUUAUUGAUCUCGUGUGUGAGCACAGUACAGAUUGCGAGGCAAAUAAUAAGCAAAUAAAAUAAGCAUAUGACGCUUUGAUGUUUGCAUUCUUCCAGACUGACUGACAGCUCCAUCAGCAGUAACCUUGAACCGUGACGCGCUUCCGGAUGCUCAGCAGUCCAUCGUGACAACCGGGGCCAGGUGUAAAGCCCCAGAAUAGCACCAGCAUUGUUGAGCCCAGUAGACUUUUAAAGCCCCUGUCGUGCCUCUUGCCACUGAGUAAGCUUUCUAUAAAUCCGCUCUUACACACUCUUCCUGGAUCUGACGCCCAGUAGUUCUGUGGUCGUAACGUAUAAAUGCACGUCUGCGCUCAGUGUAGUUUACAAGACACCCAGCGGCCUACAUUUAAGCGAUUUUUCCACGCACAAAAAAAAUGGGUCAGUGUAGUGCAAGGACAUCCGAGCAGUUUAACGAGUUCACGUCACUUACAACUAUAAAGCUGUGUGAAAAACGCACUCCCGGUAUUUCUCAAGGGAAAUGUCGACCGGACGCCUCUCAUCAGAAUGAAGCGGCAGCGGAGAGACGGCGCCGCGGCUGCGGGACUCACGACGACUGCUCCGGACUGGUUUUUGUGGCUGAUCCAACUGGUGGGGUGUGGAUAGACGAAACCCUUGGAAGACAGAGGUGAACCUGUGGAUGUGAAGUUGGGGUCGUUGUUAUUCUUGUUUUUCCCUGAAAUCCAUCCUGAGGUUUAUAAAGGUGACGACAAUGUCAACAAUCCAGUGCUGGAAGGAUCUGGAAGGAUUGGGAUGGGAUUCUUGGAUGUCUGAGGGGCACAAAACUUUUUGGUUUGGUUUUCCAUGGAAACAUGUUUAUUUGAAGAGUUUUUCCAAGACAUUUAUUGUGAUUUUAUUAGACAUUUAUUAUGUCGUACUGUCUGGUCAUGGUCACACAUGUCACAGGUCAGUGGAUAAAUGUAAUUGGAGACCUAUGGUUAAUUUCUUUAAACUUACAUGUCUCAGGGCAACAGUCUUAACUGAGAACUUAAUUAUUUAUGUCAGACUAUAUAUAUUUAUUUUGCAAGUGUUCAAUUUUCAAGUUCCUACUUUAUGCAUGUCAAAUGACAUAUUCUUUGGUUUCUUUAGGAUCUUCAGCCAUUUUGAACAUAUGUGAGAUGAGAAUCCAUGUAAUUUAAUUUUAGCAUGGAAUAUUUUGUUUAAAUCUGUACAUUAUUUAAGACACGAGAGAUAAAUUAAGCAGAACUCCGUUCCAGACACUCUUAGCAUGUCAUUUGGGAGUUGUGCUGUGAUACUUUGACCCAUUAAUCAUACAGCACUAUGUAGAUAAGCUAGAUAUAAUACAUCACUGAGUAACGCAGGCACCAUCUUAAGUAAACUUACAUUUGUUGAGUGAACAGUGAGGAGCUUUGGUGAUUGUGAACAUCUGAUAUAUACAAUGGGCCAUUCAGGAUCCAGACACAAACCUGAAGCCCGUAUUCUCCUCUUAGGGCUCGACGGAGCUGGAAAAUCAACACUUCUUUACAAACUGAAGUACAAUGAGGACUUCCACACGGUUUCUACAGUUGGAUUCAAUGUUGAAAUGAUCGAAACGAAGAAGAACAGGGACAAAAUCUCUCUGACCGUGUGGGACGUUGGAGGGCAGGUUAAGAUGCGAGCGCACUGGAGGAAUUUUUACCAGGACACAGCUGGAAUUGUGUUCGUUGUGGACUCUUCUGAUAUUAAUCGUCUGGAUGAGGCUAAGAUUGUGCUGGAACAGACCUUAAAGAGUGAGCACCUCAGGAGACUCCCGGUGGUGGUCCUUGCCAACAAACAAGAUAUCGUUGGAGCUGCAACAGUAACCGAGAUCACAGAGCAGUUUAACCUGAGAAAGAGUUGCAGUGAUCGAGACUGGUUCAUUCAGCCGUGUUCAGCGCUGACUGGAGCCGGUCUGGUGGAUGGCUUCAGACGAAUGGCACAACUAGUGAAAAUGACACCUGAGGACAAUAACAUCAAAGAGACUGUGAAGUACAUAAGAUCAAAAUCAAUUAGAUCAAUGAAGAAAGUCCGCAUGGUAACUUAUUGACCACUUUUUAUGGCAGACAAACCACACUUACAAAAAGUUAUGUAAACAAGUGAGCUCAUACUAGUGGUUCAGAAUCAUGUGAACUGAAUGGGAAGUUGAGUUAAGGAACCAUAAAA